CCCCCCUUCUCUUUUCUCCUCUUCUUUCCAGACAUGCAAAAUUACUCUGGCAGUCCUCGAUGUGUCUCUCGGCUGCGCUGCCGCCUCUGACUUUCCUCUUCCAGAUGUUGACAGGCUCCGAACUGAAUCGGCGGCCAGAGAGGAACGCUCUUCUUCUAUCUGCAUGGAAACUGAAGGGGGGAUGAACAGCAGAAGGGCAGGGAAACCAAAGUUGGAUAUUUUUCUGGCACAUGGAGGCAAUUACCCAGAGCGCAUUCCAGAGGCGCUGCUUUGAAUUUUGAGCAGGUCUGCUUGUCAUUCCUGAGUGGAAAGAAGUGGGGGGAAAAAGGGAAGAAAAGUCUCGCUCACAGUGGCGGAAUGUCUGUGCUGCCCAUCCUCUUCCUAGCCUCCUGUUCUACUUGGAUGUCACAAGCUCAAACAGAAUUUAAAAGAGUGGCCGAAGGAAACGUGACUUUACCCUGUCAUCAUCGGCUGCACCUUUUGGAGCCAGCAAGCCUGGAUAUUGAGUGGCUGCUAAAGAAUUCUGAAGCAGAACCCAAAGUGGUGAUCACUUAUGCAGGAGGCAACAUCUAUCAUGAUAUGAUCGAAGAACAAAAGGGUCGUGUUUCAUUUGCCUCCAAUUUCCUGACUGGAGAUGCCUCUUUGGAGAUUUCUCUUCUGCAGCCAAGCGAUUCUGGGCAAUAUACGUGCAAAGUAAAAAAUGCUGGACAGUACGAAUGGACUCAUAUCACGCUGAAAGUUCUAGAGAAACCUUCCAAACCCAAAUGCUGGAAGGAAGGGGAACCAUCAGAAGGAAAAGAAAUCACUUUACAAUGUAACUCUGUCUCCGGCACAGCCCCUAUAAUGUACACGUGGCAGCGUGUCGAUGCAAAGGGAAAACUGGAACCCCUGCCGCCCUUGACACGGCUCAAUCUGUCUAAUCCUGCCCAAGUUAUUAUGAAGAAUCUCACAUGGAUGUUCACAGGAUCAUACCAGUGUACUGCCUCCAACGAAGCAGGAGAGGACACCUGCGCUAUACAGGUGACAGUGCAAUAUCCCCCAAAUGUUGGCAUCAUUGCUGGAGCAGCCUGUGGAGUGAUAGGGGUAUCCUUGCUAGUUGUCCUGGUUGUGUGGCUAACUAUCAAAAGGAAAGAAAAAAAUAAAUACGAAGAAGAGACUCCAAAUGAAAUCAGAGAAGAUGCAGAGGCACCCAAAGCCCGAUUGGUCAAGCCUGGCUCUUCCUCUUUGGGUUCCAGAAGUUCACACUCUGGUUCUUCCUCAACUAGAUCAACAGAAAACAGUGCCUCUCGCAGUCAGCAAACACUGUCAACAGAAGCUACCCCUCACCUAACCCCAACACAGCACAGCCACCUGGAAAUGAAUGGCAGGAAAAUUGAGCCAAAGAGAAGUAACUACACCACUCUGACGAAAACAGAAGCUACCACUGCAAGGGUGCCUGCUCAGAGUCGAGCUUUUCAAACCGUUUGAUUGCUGUUCCAGCUAUUCUGGCUCCAGAAUCAUAUCCAGAAUUUACACGCACCAGCAUUAUGCAAUUAGAUUUUAUUUUCCAAUGCAACAUUUGUUUUCUAUAUUCACACACACACACACACACAAACAACAAAAACCCUCAGUAUUUCUGAUCUUUCUGUUAUGAGAUACUGUACAGGCAGACUUGGGGGGAAAAAAACUCAUGUUGACUUGUAAAAACGAUUUCUAUUUUUUAGGAUUUUUUUUUUAAAAAAUGUGAUUAAUCCUUACACGGAGAUAAGGGAAUGUUGACGCAAUGGGAAUAGCAUUUUGCAGUUUUGAACCAAUUGCUUUUUUAAAGAAUACAGUGGAAUACAGAUAGUCCAAGAGAAUUCUGAAGGGAAAAUGAAAUGCAUACAUACACAAUUGUCCUCCCAGUUGUGACCUCAGUUUUUCACUGCUGAUGUUAAGUCAGAUCAGCUUCAAAAGAAAACUGACAGUACUUUGCAUAUAGCUUUUUUCUUGAAUUACCAACAUUUGGACAAAUCACCAACAAAAGCUGUAACUCUGGAAAAAAGCAAGAAGCAAUACUGGGCUAUAAUUGGUCUUCUUUACUGGAGGGACCUUCCGUGAACAUGGAACUGCAUUUAUUUAAGAAGGUAUGUAUGACUGAAUACGACUAAAGAAUAUAAAUAUUAGCCCACUGUGACCAAGCUAAUGUAUUUGUAUGUAUGUAUAUAUUCAUAAAUAAGAAGCAAUUCCACUGAAGGGAAUUAUAUCCUAAUGGAUCAUUAGAAUGUGAGAUCAGAAACAAA
This is a messenger RNA of Candoia aspera, 2261 nucleotides long. RefSeq names its product CXADR like membrane protein (gene CLMP). Gene Ontology annotation, cellular component: cell surface; cytoplasmic microtubule; membrane. The coding region runs from base 358 to 1467 and encodes 369 amino acids. Lineage: Eukaryota; Metazoa; Chordata; Lepidosauria; Squamata; Candoiidae. The record is from RefSeq and is a predicted model, not a curated record. The transcript has 7 exons.